AUGGCUCGAGAAUUCAGACUCCUCUUUGUCCUUUGGCUUGUUGCAGCCUGUCUUGACCCUUGUGGAUCACACCCAUGUGGCAGUGGGAGCACCUGUGAGCCUCGUGCUCAAUUAACCUUCGUAUGCUUGUGCUUGCCUGGUGAUUUCUACAGUGAUGUCAGCAAAAGUUGUGAGCGUGCCAAAGUUUUCCCAAGAGAGCUGCUCCUGCCUAGCAUAACAUACAGUGCAGGCAUGAAUGACAAGAAGUCAGAAGAAUUUCAAGCUGCCUCACAAGAAAUUAUUGCUGCGCUGUAUGAAGUUUUCAGAAAUUCUUCUGGUUACUCUGGAUCUACAGUGCUGGAACUCCAGAAUGGCGCAAACAACAAUCGUCAGUCAAGGUCAGAAAAUCAGGAUCCGGUCAGAGCAACUGUAGAGAUCAUCUUCAGGAGAAGUUCGGACAUCACAACAGCAGGCGUUGAUAAAAUGAUGAAAAAUGCCAUUAGUUGUGACAACUGUGUCCUGUCAGGGGCAUCUUUCUCAACUUGUCCCAGUGGCCAAAAACCUGCAAGCAUCUCCACAUGUGUUGAUUGUCCGUUUGGUUAUUCUGGUUUCAACUGCAAUGAAUCAUGGCAGCUGGCUCUGGUAAUCGUCGGCUCCGUGCUCGGGGGACUGCUGCUCAUCACAUUAAUUCUUCUGCCUGUAGUGGCACUCACAUCCUCAAAGAAGAGCUCCAAGAAGAACAAAAAUGGAGACACCGGGAAGGCUCACUUCAGCCAGUCUCCUGCUAAGGCACCACUGGUCAACAGCAGCAACAGCCAGGUUAAUGGGUCAGCUGCCGCCUCUGCCAGUGCUGGGGUGCUUAGGAUCCCACGGGCUAUACCCACCAGCAACUUGGACAGAACCAGCCUGGAGAUGACUCCAAACAGGCAGAACCCUGUCCCUGUGGGGAGGAACUCGCGGCGGUAUGAAAACCCAGACGACAUGGCCCCUUAUGCUCAAUCUCGACCACAGAACAACCCCUACGCCCAGAAGCGACCUCAGAUCAACCCAUAUGCUUUGAGAAAAGGCCAGUCCAACCCCAACUUCGUGCCCGAUGAUGGAAGACGCUUCACCUAA
Messenger RNA from Chelmon rostratus (copperband butterflyfish), 1095 nucleotides. RefSeq names its product mucin-13-like. The transcript has 10 exons. Lineage: Eukaryota; Metazoa; Chordata; Actinopteri; Chaetodontiformes; Chaetodontidae. The coding region runs from base 1 to 1095 and encodes 364 amino acids. Gene Ontology annotation, biological process: cell-cell junction assembly. The record is from RefSeq and is a predicted model, not a curated record.